Messenger RNA from Opisthorchis viverrini, 3604 nucleotides. RefSeq lists its product as hypothetical. Gene Ontology annotation, molecular function: ATP hydrolysis activity; ABC-type transporter activity; ATP binding. Gene Ontology annotation, biological process: transmembrane transport. The transcript is spliced from 20 exons. NCBI's taxonomy places the organism in Eukaryota, Metazoa, Platyhelminthes, Trematoda, Opisthorchiida, Opisthorchiidae. Gene Ontology annotation, cellular component: membrane. The record is from RefSeq and is a predicted model, not a curated record. Bases 1 to 3516 code for a protein of 1171 amino acids.
AUGAGAGACUCUGUGAGUGUCGCGCGGACACCCCCCAGUAUAGCUCAAUGGGUCGCCGAGGCUAUCUUCCGUCAGGACAUCUCUUGGUUUGAUCAACAGGCCGUUGGAACCCUGGUCAAUCAGCUGGCUGAUGACACUGCAAACAUACAGUUAGGAAUAGGAGUCAAAUUGACUGAAUUUGUGCAGAACAUGUCCAGCUUUUUUGUGGGUCUUCUCAUUGCCUGUAUAAGUGCUUGGAAGCUCGCUCUCAUUGCCUGCUGUAUGCUCCCUUUCAUUAUGAUUGGGUUCGUUUCCUUCGGUGGACUGACACAUUAUUUCAUUCGGAAGGAAUCUGAGGCCUACGCGAAGGCAAAUGCGAUUGCUGAAGAAGUAAUUUAUGGAAUCCGGACGGUCUUGGCUUUCGGUGGCCAACGUCGAGAAGAAGAACGGUAUGCACAUCAUUUGAAUGAGGCUGUAAAUGUUGGCGUGCGGCAAGCUAGUAUCUUUGGUCUAGCGGCGGGCUUUAUCAGCCUGUCUGUAUACUCCUCAGCCGCACUCGUUUUCUGGUACGGCAUCAGCUUGUUGCGUGAAGGAGAAUAUGAUGCUGGAUCCGUUGUUCUGGCUAUUUACAACUACAUCCUAUAUGAAGCCGCAUCAAAUCGGUCCGUUUUUCUAAAUGUGAUCAUCGGAAGUUUGUUCCUAGGCGGUGCUUUGCCUAAUUUCCGCUACUUCUUUGCGGCAAAGGCCUCCGCAAAGCGGGUGUUCGAGAUAAUCGAACGGGUCCCUCCAAUUGAUAAAAAUAAACAAGGCUUAAAACCCGACAACUUUUUUCAAUCUUUGAAAUUUACCGAUGUCACGUUUUCUUACGCGACGCGACCAGAUAAAGUGGUGCUGGAGAAAUUCAAUCUCUCGAUUGAACACAGUCAAACGGUCGCUUUGGUUGGCCCUAGUGGUUGCGGCAAAAGUACUGUGCUUAAUCUCUUGCAACGCUUGUACGACCCGGUGUCUGGGACUAUUGAGUUCGACAACUGUGAUUUGCGUGACCUCGAUUUGCAAUGGUAUCGGUCGUUAAUAAGCGUGGUUCAACAGGAGCCGGUUCUAUUCACCGGGACCAUCGCAGACAAUAUUCGCAUGGGGAAGCCGAACGCUUCUAUGGAGGAAAUAAUCGAAGCAGCAAAACUUUCCAAUGCGCACAAAUUUAUUGCAAGCUUCCCUGAGGGCUAUGAGACCAAAAUCACACAAGGAAGCACCGCCCUAUCUGUGGGCCAGAAACAGCGAUUAGCUAUCGCUCGGGCUCUAGUGAGAAAUCCUCGCAUCCUCAUUCUGGAUGAGGCAACCUCUGCGUUGGACGGUCAGUCAGAACAACAGGUUCAAGCUGCUCUGGAUCAGGCCUGCGUUGGGCGCACUGUAUUCAUUGUAGCUCACAGGCUGUCCACAGUGCGUAAGGCGGAUUUGGUGGUUGUCAUCGAAAACGGACGAAUUUCAGAAUCUGGUACGCAUGAAGUAUUGAGUGGUGCGAAUGGUCUAUACUCCGCUAUGCUCAAAGCUCAGCGACAAGUGUCCAACGAAUACGACACCUCUCUUCAUUUGCAAGGAGAUAAGACAGAAGAGUAUAGCUGUUCUCCUCUUGAUUCCGCUGACGUAAAGGCCACAUCGCCCCUGACGGAUGUCGUUGUGACGUCCUAUGUUCCAGACAAGCAAACGGACAACCUUAGUCCAGUGGCUCUGAAAGUUGUACCUCCAGGUUCCAGUCGUCGCACUCAUAGUUCAAGUGCAUGGAUGCGCGUGUUACGACUGAAUCAACCUGAAACGGGGUUCCUCAUUUUUGGUGCGUUGUCCGCUGCCCUCACCGGUGCCCUUCAACCUAUCUUUGCUGUCCUCUAUUCUGAAAUAUACGCAGUGUUUACGAUGACUGAUAACCCUACAGAAAUGAACAGUCGUGUGAAUUACGUUGCUGGUAUUAUGACACUUUUGGGUUUUCUCCGUAUGGCGAGUUCAACUUUUCAAGCAUAUUGCUUUGGUGUUGCUGGACAGCGCUUGACGCGAAGACUGAGAAAAAUGCUAUUUCAUGCCAUAUUACAACAGGAGACGGCUUGGUUUGAUGAUCCAGAUCAGCAAGUCGGCACAUUAACGGUGAAACUGGCGUCGGAAACUAACAAAAUACAUCCGGUGUGUGGUUCUGCAAUGGGACGCAUUAUCGAGUCUGUGGUCCUCGUCGCCUUCUCACUGACAGUCGGGUUUUGUUACAACUGGAAGCUUACAUUGAUUGUUGUCAUCUUUUUCCCGGUCAUUAUGCUUUCCAGUUUUCUUCAGACUAGGCAACUGAGGAGGUCACCGGAUUCGGAUUCCAAGACUUCUGCUACUCAGGUGGCAUACGAAGCUCUCUCAGCGAACAGGACGGUUGCAGCUUUUGGUUUGGAAGCCUACUUCUAUGAAUGCUAUUCCGCUUACCUGCAUCCCGAACUAAGAUCUCGAGAACGUGAAUCUUUUGGUUUUGGUGUGGUAUACGCUCUGGCCCAGUCCUUGCCAAUUUGUUCGUACGCUGCUGCAUUCUCUUUUGGGGCCUACCUGAUGUCUCAUGGUGAAAUUGCAUUAGUUUCUAUAUUCAGGGUAUUUGCCGCCAUCAGUUUCGCCGCGCAAGCCCUAGGACGAUCGUCUCACCUAGGGACGGAUUUACGUAACGCUGCCCGCGCCUCCACUCGAAUUUUCCAAAUAUUGGACAGAGAGCCACGGAUCCCUGUUUCCGAAGGCAUGACACCUACGUCAGCGCUGAACGAGGUACCAAUCGUUUUCAACAAGGUUUCUUUCAGCUACGCUUCCCGUCCAGCGUCUAAAGUCCUCAAUUCAUUCACACAGACGAUCGGUCCUGGUCAAACAGUUGCCCUAGUCGGGCACUCUGGGUGCGGAAAAUCCACCGUUUUCAAGCUGUUGCAGCGACUCUACGACUGCACACCGGCACCGCGGACAGAUGGUUGUGGCAUAUUUGUGGGCAGUUAUCGCAUAGAAACUGUUUCUCCCACUUGGCUGAGACAGCAGAUAGGCAUUGUCGAUCAAGAACCACAUUUAUUCGAUCUCACCAUUCGUGAGAAUAUUGCAUACGGAGACAACUCACGGGACGUAACAAUGAGUGAAAUAACCGAAGCGGCCUCCCAUGCGCAGAUCCACGACUUUAUUGCAAGUUUACCCCAUGGAUACGAUACACCAUGUGGACAACAUGGACGCGAAUUGUCUACCGGGCAGAAGCAACGAAUCGCCAUUGCUCGUAUGUUUAUCCACCGUCCAAAUGUGCUGCUACUUGACGAGGCGACCUCAGCGCUGGAUCCCCCAACAGAGAAAAAGAUCCUAAAUGUCCUGAACGAAUUCGCAACGGACAGAACGAUGUUCCUAAGUGCCCAUCGGUUAUCAGCGAUCGAAGGAGCAGACUUGGCAGUGGUUUUAGCUGAUGGAGUUAAGGUAGAAGCAGGCAAGCCAGCCGAGUUGGCCCAGAUGAAUGGAAUCUAUUAUUCUCUGUAUUACACUCAAACAAGAUGUGUUUGAAAAACUUUUUGCAAUUGAUUGGAAACACUGCUUUUGAUCUAAUUACAAUAAUGCUAUCCAGCUACAUCAUUUUGUUCUUUCUUAAUGG